Exophiala bonariae is the source of this 708-nucleotide messenger RNA. RefSeq lists its product as uncharacterized. NCBI's taxonomy places the organism in Eukaryota, Fungi, Ascomycota, Eurotiomycetes, Chaetothyriales, Herpotrichiellaceae. The transcript is spliced from 2 exons. Bases 1 to 708 code for a protein of 235 amino acids. The record is from RefSeq and is a predicted model, not a curated record.
AUGUCGUACGUACCACUUCUCGCGGUCAUCCCAAUCCUGAUGGUCGACGGCCUCAUUGAGGUUGGAUUCGUCGGAUCAAUGGUCGGAUUUCUGCACGACCGGGCGGGCAAAUUCUUCACCAUCGACGCACCGAACGGGACGUUCGACCUCCAUGGAAAACCCGUGGGACUUCUCGGCGACCAGGGACAUACGAGCAAUGGAGCAGCAGGCACAGCUGUUGUCCUGGUUGGCAUUCUAGGCCUAUUGACCAUUUUCUACGAGAAACGAAGGGCAAGAAAACCACAGACCACCGCCGCGGGCCACUCCGGCCUCUUCAUCUUCUGGGUGGUGAUGACGGUGCUAUCCGCGAUGCUCACGCUGGCCGCACUGAUCUACACGUUCAUCCUGACCGCACAGACGGACGACCAAACGAUCGAUCUCGCGGUAGCAGCCGCAAACGCCCAGCCACUGGCGUAUCCGCUGGACAAAUGGACGCCUGAGAACUGGUUCACCGCCGUGCUGGAGCUGCCGCUGGCGCACGACAGCGACCGACGCAAGAUCAACCAGCAGCUCCGCCUGAUGCGCGGCUGGCGAUGGAAUCUCAUCCCCCUGCUCAGCCUCGGUGUCACGGUCGCCAUCCUCGCCGUCAUCCAGUUGCUGCGUGGCAGGCGCUGGCGAGAGGGCGAUAGUCGCGAGAAACUCCGCCAUUCGACUCAGAGUGGCUACUGA